Messenger RNA from Trichoderma asperellum CBS 433.97, 1572 nucleotides. RefSeq lists its product as uncharacterized. The record is from RefSeq and is a predicted model, not a curated record. Gene Ontology annotation, cellular component: plasma membrane. NCBI's taxonomy places the organism in Eukaryota, Fungi, Ascomycota, Sordariomycetes, Hypocreales, Hypocreaceae. Gene Ontology annotation, molecular function: purine nucleobase transmembrane transporter activity. Gene Ontology annotation, biological process: adenine transport; guanine transport; transmembrane transport.
AUGGCAUACAUCAUCGCCGUGAAUGUACGAAGAGAUUUAAUCACAGCUACGGCAGCCAUAGCCGGCGUCGCCUCCCUAUUCUUUGGACUGCUGACCAAUCUACCCGUUGCCCUUGCUCCAGGAAUGGGUCUCAACGCCUAUUUUGCCUACCAAGUUGUUGGCAGCAACGGCUCUGGUUCCAUCUCCUAUCGAACCGCCCUUACCGCCGUCUUCUUUGAAGGUAUCAUAUUCAUGUUCCUCGCUCUGACAGGGAUGCGUCAAUGGCUUGUUAGGCUCAUCCCCGCCACCAUUAAGACCGCUACUGGUGUUGGAAUUGGGUUUCUCUUAACAGAGAUUGGGCUGUCCUACUCGUCUGGCAUUGGCGCCAUCACAGGUGGCGGCACAUCGACCCCUCUAGCUUUAGGCGGCUGCCCUCCUAAUAUGAUCAACGCAGAGACGGGAGGCUGUAAUGCUGGUCAGAUGUCGAGCCCAACGAUGUGGCUCGCCGUCUUUUGCGGUGGUGUCGUGACGGCCUUCCUUAUGGCGUUCAGAGUCAAGUACGCUCUCGUCAUUGGAAUUGCACUUGUCUCAAUCAUUUCUUGGCCCCGCAACACUCCAGUCACUUAUUUUCCCAAUACCCCUGAAGGCGACUCUCGUUUUUCCUUCUUCAAACAAAUCGUUGCAUGGCACCCUCUAUCUAAGACCAUCAACCAGCUUGACUGGGGCCUCGAAUCUACCAGCACCUCUCACUUUAUUCUUGCUCUCUUCACGUUCCUCUACGUCGAUAUAAUCGACGCUACUGCCACUCUAUACUCCAUGGUCCGCUUCUGUGGUGUCGUCAAUCCGAAAGACGGUGAUUUCCCUCGUUCAACCAUUGCAUACUGCACUGAUGCGGCCUUCAUCUCGAUUGGAGCUCUAUUCGGAUGCUCUCCUAUCACAGCAUUCAUCGAGAGUGGCGCGGGUAUCGCAGAAGGUGGGCGCACCGGCUUCACUGCUGUGGUUGCAGGGCUUUGCUUUAUCAUCUCCAUCUUCUUUGCUCCUAUAUUUGCUUCUAUUCCGCCGUGGGCUACGGGAUGUACUCUCAUCUUAGUUGGGUGUAUGAUGAUUCGCCAAGUCACACAGGUUAAUUGGCGCUACAUUGGCGAUGCUCUUCCUUCUUUCAUUGUCAUGUCGUUCAUACCGUUUAGCUACAGCGUCGCAUACGGUCUCAUUGCCGGGCUAUUUGUCUAUUCCAUCCUCAACGCCCUCAUCGGUCUCGUGGUUUUGCUCUCAAACAACCGUAUCGAACCCCGGGAAUACGACCUCAAAGAAUACUGGACAUGGAAGGGUUCCGGCCGACCACCCUGGUUUGUCCGAGCCAUGAGGAAAGACAGAAACCGCGCUUCACCUUCUUCAGAGGAUAGUAGCAAUACAGUUCCGCCUGCCGCUGAUGAAAACGAAAGCCAACGCGGGCUUAGCCUCCAGCAAAGCCGCGACAAUCCUCCCAACAGGGAUGGUUCUGCAGCCAUAGCUGGGCAAUCUGUGUUGCAGAUUGAUCACGAUGAAGAAGAUGACUACCAUCAUUCCUCUCCCAUUAGGGGUAUUGCUCGUUGA